Messenger RNA from Lindgomyces ingoldianus, 1530 nucleotides. Its product is annotated as zinc finger protein-like protein zpr1. The record is from RefSeq and is a predicted model, not a curated record. Bases 30 to 1478 code for a protein of 482 amino acids. Gene Ontology annotation, cellular component: cytoplasm; nucleus. NCBI's taxonomy places the organism in Eukaryota, Fungi, Ascomycota, Dothideomycetes, Pleosporales, Lindgomycetaceae. Gene Ontology annotation, molecular function: zinc ion binding. The transcript has 3 exons.
CACUUUCAAACCUCCUCUCAAAUCUCGACAUGGCGCAACAAAUUAAAGCCCAGGACCUGUUCGAGGACAUGGGGCGAAAGGUUGCAGAAGCGAGCGCACGGGAAGGAGGUGAAGAUGGCACAAAAGUUGUUGACGAGAUAGAAAGCUUGUGCAUGAACUGCCACGAAGACGGCACGACUCGGCUACUGUUAACAAAGAUCCCAUACUUCCGCGAAAUUGUUAUUAUGUCCUUCGACUGCCCUCACUGCCACUUCAAGAACUCCGAGAUCCAGCCGGCCGGAGAGAUACAACAGCGGGGAGUCAAGUUCUCAUUAAGAAUAGAUUUCGACGAAGACUUGAGCCAACAAAUUAUCAAGAGCGACACCGCGGUUUUCCGGAUAGAGGACAUAGACCUUGAAAUCCCACCUGGCAGAGGGCAGCUGACGAACGUGGAGGGUAUACUAGCUAUGGUAGCUGGGGACCUGGAACAGAAGCAGGACGAGAGGAAAGAGCUUGUGCCGGAGAUUUACGAAAAGAUUGAGGAGAUAAUACAGACUGUGAAGCAAAUGUCAAGCGGAGCUAGGCUGCCGUUCACUAUCACAAUCGAUGACCCCACUGGAAACUCCUCUGUUGAGCCGCCCACACAACUUACGUCAGGAAAGUACUCUCGACAUGAAUACCCUCGUACCGCGGCACAAAAUGAAGCAUUAGGGUUGGGAGACACUUCAGGAGAAGCACCACCAAUAGACAUGCGCCCGGAGUAUCACACUACACAAAUGUAUCCUGAGAUGCCGACGCAGCCAAUGGUAAACAAUGUGGACGACGAAAUUGUGGAGAACCAGGUCUACUCUUUUCCUGCAAGUUGUCCGGGAUGUACGAAAUCAUGCACGACAAAUAUGAAGAUGGUGAACAUUCCCCACUUCAAGCAGGUAAUCCUGAUGAGCACUGUUUGCGACCACUGUGGCUAUAGGAGUAACGAAGUCAAGACGGGUGGUGAAGUACCAGAAAAGGGUCGCCGAAUAACACUUUCCGUUAAUACGAAGGAAGACCUCUCGAGGGAUAUUCUGAAAGCCGAAUCGUGCGCAAUGUCAUGUCCAGAACUCAAUCUCAGCGUCGAGCCAGGAACACUUGGAGGCCGAUUUACCACCAUUGAGGGAAUCCUGACCCAGGUUCGGGACGACCUCCGCUCUUCCAUUUUCGACACUGGCGAUGGGGGAGACUCAAUGGACACUACAACGAAAGAAAAAUGGGACUCAUUCUUCGACAAGCUGUCAGCAGCGAUCAGGGGCGAAGUGAAGUUUACCAUGAUUCUUGAGGAUCCAUUAGCCAGCAGCUAUGUUCAGAGCUUGACGGCCCCAGAGCCCGAUUCUCAGAUGAAGGUGGAGGGGUACGAGCGGACAGAUGAGGAAGAGGAACACCUCGGCUUGAAGGACAUUAAGACAGAAGGAUACGAAAAGGGGGAGGCAGUGACGAAUGGUGGAACAACGAAUGGCACGUGACGCACAUUAAAAAUUUGACAUGUUGAUUGCAUUUCGGUUUGGGGAAGGGGGC